AUGACUUUUAAAGACUAUCUUCUGCUUGUUCGGUCAAUCCUUUUUCCAUCCACUCUUCCUCGCUCUAUUUUGCUUGUCCUGCUUUUGGAGACUUCUGCGCGUUUUCGUCUGGGUAACCGAGAGGGCUCAUACACACUUACACCGAACUGCACGCAUAAGUGUCGCCUGGAGUCAGGUAAAUUGUCACGGAUACAGUCGAGCCUGUGGCAGCAGCAUCUGCUCCGUCUGACUGGCAGUGAUUCCCGACCGCGUCGAGGCGAACCAGUACCGGACGGGACUCAACUCGGUUCCGUCAUCUCGCCAUCCAGGCCCGAGGGAAAACGGAGUUUAACGAAUAGUGGAUCGAGUAGAAGCAGUCCAGAUGACUGUGAAACUGGCGUAGACUCGCCGGAUUACAUUGCAAUUUCUACCUUGGCGGGGUCUUGUAAAUCUACCAACUGGAUUAGAGACCAGGUCAUGCGUGUCUUACGGCAGUGGUACAUCCACGUCAGGUUGAGUCAGGCCGCUGUUGAGUCACGGCUAUAA
Messenger RNA from Protopolystoma xenopodis, 525 nucleotides. Lineage: Eukaryota; Metazoa; Platyhelminthes; Monogenea; Polystomatidea; Polystomatidae. The record is from the annotation of a GenBank genome assembly.